Nannospalax galili (Upper Galilee mountains blind mole rat) is the source of this 1175-nucleotide messenger RNA. RefSeq names its product synaptophysin (gene Syp). Lineage: Eukaryota; Metazoa; Chordata; Mammalia; Rodentia; Spalacidae. The transcript has 7 exons. The record is from RefSeq and is a predicted model, not a curated record. Gene Ontology annotation, cellular component: synaptic vesicle; synaptic vesicle membrane; presynaptic active zone. Bases 109 to 1050 code for a protein of 313 amino acids.
GGGGGGCGGGGCUGCCGCCGCCUGGGCUCUUCCAACGAUCAUGCACCGCCCCCGCCGCGCCCCGUGCCCGCCCUUGCUACCAGGCACCUCCCGCCCCCUGCAUUGCUGAUGCUGCUGCUGGCAGACAUGGACGUGGUGAAUCAGCUGGUGGCUGGGGGUCAGUUCCGGGUGGUCAAGGAGCCCCUUGGCUUCGUGAAGGUGCUACAGUGGGUCUUUGCCAUCUUCGCCUUUGCCACAUGCGGCAGCUACAACGGGGAGCUCCGGCUGAGUGUGGAGUGUGCCAACAAGACGGAGAGUGCCCUCAACAUCGAGGUCGAAUUCGAGUACCCCUUCAGGCUGCACCAAGUGUACUUUGAUGCACCCACCUGCCGAGGGGGCACCACCAAGGUCUUUCUAGUUGGUGAUUACUCCUCAUCAGCUGAAUUUUUUGUCACCGUGGCUGUGUUUGCCUUCCUCUACUCCAUGGGGGCCCUGGCCACCUACAUCUUCCUGCAGAACAAAUACCGAGAGAACAACAAAGGGCCCAUGCUGGACUUUCUGGCCACGGCAGUGUUCGCCUUCAUGUGGCUGGUUAGCUCAUCUGCCUGGGCCAAGGGCCUGUCCGAUGUGAAGAUGGCCACAGACCCAGAGAACAUUAUCAAGCAGAUGGGUAUGUGCCGCCAGACAGGGAACAUAUGCAAGGAACUGAGGGACCCUGUGACCUCAGGCCUCAACACCUCUGUGGUGUUCGGCUUCCUGAAUCUGGUGCUCUGGGUUGGCAACCUGUGGUUCGUGUUCAAGGAGACAGGCUGGGCUGCACCUUUCAUGCGCGCUCCUCCUGGUGUCCCCGAGAAGCAACCAGCACCUGGGGAUACCUACGGCGAUGCAGGCUAUGGUCAGGGCCCUGGAGGGUAUGGGCCCCAGGACUCCUACGGGCCUCAGGGUGGCUACCAACCCGAUUACGGGCAGCCAGCCAGCAGUGGUGGUGGUGGCUACGGGCCUCAGGGCGACUAUGGGCAGCAAGGCUACGGCCCGCAAGGAGCGCCCACUUCCUUCUCCAAUCAAAUGUAAUCUGGUCAGUGCAGCCCAGGAGGACCCCAUGGGUGGGCAAGAACUCAAGAAAAGGCCUACCCCCCUUCCUAUCCCUAUGCCCUAGGUCUCCACCCCCUCAACCCAGGAGACCCUGUCUUUGCUGU